ACUAAUUUAUUUUCUUUGCUGAAGGAGGGCGACAAAGACAUCAAAUCAGUUAUCCGCGAACUAUCUGAAAUGAAAUAUGAAAUGCAAACCGAUAAACCACUUCGGGAUCUAAAUGAUCAAGGUGAAAAUCAUGACAUGUGGAAUACUGAACUGGAUAGUAUGCGAAAAAAGGAGGUAACGUGGUACAAAGCAGCUUGGCUUUUUGUCGAAUGUUAUUUAUAUAGAAGAAUAGCUGGAUCGUUUGUCAAAACAUCUACUUUAACUCGCUUUGAUCCAUUUACAACUCAAAAGCAAAAUAUCACUUUGUGGGGAAACAAGUGUGAUCUCUCGCUUAGUGGCGGGACCAGCGUAGGUCGUUUGGGAUCGCCUCUGGAGUUGGUCGAUCAACUUGUUGCAAAAAUUCUUGUAAAUGACAUUGACGAGGCUGUGAAACUGAUAAAUGCUGCUGAUCCAAGAAGAAUUGACAUUGCGCUUGAUAAUGCUGGUCUUGAGCUUUUUGAAGAUCUCCUGUUUGGAGAUUUUUUAAUUCAGAGUAAGAAAGUGGAUAAAGUGAUCUUUCACGGGAAGUCCAUUCCUUGGUUUGUUUCCGAUGUUACUAAUAACGACUUUUUCUGGUUGACGGAGAUGCUUCUUCAAAGCCAUUGCGAAGAGGUGAAAAGUCUCUGCCUGCGUUGGAAAGAACAUUUGGAAGCUGGCGCUUUCAAAUUUCAAGCUCACUCUUUUUGGACUACGCCGUUCGAUUACUCAUUAAUGUCAAAGUAUGCGCCCGAAUUAUAUGAAGAUCUUUCGUUAUCCUCCUUGAUAGUGUUCAAAGGCGAUCUUCACUACAGAAAACUCACUGGUGAUCGCUCUUGGCCUUUAGACUUUUCAUUUACAGAAGCUUUGAGAGGUUUCCACCCUGCCCCUCUCUUGGCUUUGCGAACUCUUAAAGCGGAAACACAGGUCGGUUUGAGGAGGGAAGUAAUCGAACGUAUGCAGAAGGACUAUAACGGAAAGAAGGAAUGGAUGGUUACUGGUGAAUAUGCCGUAGCGCAGUUAAGCAAGUAG
This is a messenger RNA of Enterobius vermicularis (human pinworm), 1047 nucleotides long. The record is from the annotation of a GenBank genome assembly. NCBI's taxonomy places the organism in Eukaryota, Metazoa, Nematoda, Chromadorea, Rhabditida, Oxyuridae.